Molecule: messenger RNA, 3849 nt
Organism: Penicillium antarcticum
Lineage: Eukaryota; Fungi; Ascomycota; Eurotiomycetes; Eurotiales; Aspergillaceae
Gene: sec31
Product: putative protein transport protein (SEC31)
Exons: 7
Coding region: 1-3849 (1282 amino acids)
Biological process (GO): endoplasmic reticulum to Golgi vesicle-mediated transport; intracellular protein transport; COPII-coated vesicle cargo loading
Cellular component (GO): endoplasmic reticulum exit site; COPII vesicle coat
Molecular function (GO): protein binding; structural molecule activity
Source: RefSeq, a predicted model, not a curated record
AUGGUGCGUCUGAGGGAAAUCCCAAGGACGGCCACCUUUGCCUGGUCGCCUGGCGCCGCAUCGCCAUUGAUCGCCACCGGAACUCGCGCUGGAGCUGUCGAUGCCGACUUCUCAAACAAGACAUGUCUCGAGCUGUGGGAUUUGGGUCUCGACCGCCAGGACGCGAGUGAGGAGCUGCAGCCGCUAGCUAAGAUCGAUACGGACUCUGGCUUCAACGAUCUCGCCUGGACUACCUCCGAGGACAGUAAACGGGGUAUCAUUGCCGGUGGUUUGGAGAACGGAUCGUUGGAUCUAUGGAACGCCGAUAAGCUACUUGCUGGAUCUAGCGAUGCUUUGAUGUCAAGAACCACCAAACACAGCGGCGCCAUCAAGGCCCUCCAGUUUAAUCCCAAACACUCGAACCUUCUCGCCACCGGUGGUGCUAAGGGAGAGCUGUUCAUCUCGGACCUAAACAAUCUCGAGAACCCAUUCCGCCUGGGUAACAAUGCUGCCCGCACAGACGAUAUCGACUGCUUGGACUGGAACAAAAAGGUCCCUCACAUUUUGGUUACCGGUAGCAGCGCCGGCUUUGUUACAGUCUGGGAUGUCAAGACCAAGAAAGAAAGUCUGACAUUGAACAACAUGGGCCGCAAAGCUGUCAGCGCAGUUGCAUGGGACCCUGAGAAGCCCACCAAGCUUAUCACAUCGACACCUCUCGAAUCAGACCCAUACCUUUAUGUCUGGGAUCUGCGCAACUCCCACGCCCCCGAGCGGACACUCAAGGGCCACGAGUCUGGUGUUCUUUCGCUUUCAUGGUGUGACCAUGACCCCAGCCUUCUUCUUUCUUCCGGUAAGGAUAAUCGCAACAUUUGCUGGAACCCGCAGGACGGUACGGCCUAUGGAGAGUUCCCCGUCGUCACGAACUGGACUUUCCAGACUCGCUGGAACCCCCACAACCCGAACUUCUUUGCUACCGCCUCAUUCGAUGGAAGAAUCUCGGUCCAGACCCUGCAGAACACGAAGACCGACAAUGCCCAGGCUAUCGCCGAUCACAACCAAGCUUUGGACGGCGAAGAUUUCUUCAACAAGGCUCAAACACAGCCUCAAGUCUCCAAAUUUACUCUUCCCAAGGCUCCUCGCUGGCUCGAACGGCCAUGCGGUGCCACUUUUGGCUUUGGUGGUCGGGUAGUUUCUUUCGGCCUCAACGAGAAGGACUCUCGUGCGUCCAAGAUCAAGAUCACACCUUUCGAGGUUGAUGAGAGUGUUGGAAAUGCCACGGAGGCCUUUGAGAACGCUCUUAAGGAGGGUGACCUGAAGACGUUGUGCGAGACUCGCGCAACAGACGCCGCUAGUGAAGAAGAAAGGGCAGACUGGAAGGUUAUGCAGGCUUUGAUCUCCGCCAACCCCCGCAGAGAUUUGGUCGGGUACUUGGGCUUCCAGGAUCAGGCUGCUGAUGAAGCUGCCGAUAGCCUCGCAAAGCUUGGUCUGGACAAGAAGGAAGGCGAAGAGGCCAACGGCGUCGCCGAGAAGCCGACUGGAGCUAAGAAGCACAAGCGCCUGCAAUCUAUGUUUGAGCCCAACCCCGAAGAUGACAGCUUCCUGUCUGAAUUGGCUGCUUCCAAGGGUGCUCAAACCAACGACCCCUUCCAGAUAUUUAAUGGAUCUGAGACUGAGGCAGAGCAGCAGAUCACUCGCUCUCUGCUCCUCGGUGAAUUCGAGAAGGCUUUGGAUGUUGCACUCCGCGAGGACCGUAUGUCUGACGCAUUCAUGAUUGCCAUCUGUGGUGGUCCCAAAUGCAUCGAGAAAGCUCAGGAACACUACUUCUCUAAGCAGGCCGGUGGUCCCAACUAUAUGCGCCUGCUCGCAUCUAUUGUUGGUAAGAACCUCUGGGAUGUUGUGCACAAUGCCGAUCUGUCCAACUGGAAAGAGGUUAUGGCUGCCCUGUGCACAUUUGCCGACGAGAAGGAAUUCCCUGAUCUUUGCGAAGCCCUUGGUGACCGCCUUCUGGAGCAGGUCCAGGGUACAGAUGAUAAGAGUGCCCGCAAGGAUGCCUCUUUCUGUUUCUUGGCUGGCUCGAAGCUUGAAAAGGUUGUCGCUAUCUGGGUCGAUGAGCUCCGCGAGAACGAGCAGAAGGGAAUUGAGACCAAUGCUAACGGGUCUGGCUUCUCCAUCCACGUCCGCGCCCUGCAGGGCUUGAUUGAGAAGGUUACUAUCUUCCGCCAAGUCACCAAGUUCCACGAUACGGAACGGUCUAAGGACUCCGAGUGGCGCCUCAGUGUCCUGUACGACAAGUACGUCGAAUAUGCCGAUGUUGUCGCUACCCACGGACGCCUGCAAAUCGCUCAGAAGUACCUCGAUCUUGUCCCUGAGAAGCACCCCGAGGCUGAACUGGCACGCAACCGUAUCAAACUGGCCACCAGACAGGCACCGCAGAAGGCGCAGGCCGCUGUUGGAUCGAAGUCCGCCUUCAAGCCUCUCCCGCAACAGCCCAACAUCUACCAGCCGCAGCAACCCAACCUUGCUUCUCCUGCUGCUACCCCAGCCCCUCCUCCCAACGUCUACGCUCCCGCUGCGCCCGCCAUCACGCAGCCUGCGAACCCUUAUGCCCCUCAGACGACUGUUUCGCCAUCCCAGCCGCCCAACCCCUAUGCUGCUAUCCCAAGCGGAGGAGCAUAUGCACCCGCGACUGGGUAUCAGCCAACUCAGGGCAUGAGACCCACAGGCUAUGGUCCUCCAUCUGCAUUCGGUGGACAGCCCGCAGGUGCUGGUGUGCCUCCCCCUCCCCGUGCAUCCAACCAGUCGCCGGCCAACCCUCCCAUCACCACAUACACCACGGCUACCGGCCUUCCUGCAUGGAACGAUCUGCCCGAGGGCUUUGCCAAGGCUCCCACCCCCCGCCGCUCAACCCCUGCCGCUGCGGCUGCACCCAUCGCCUCUCCGUUCCCCAAUCAGUCGCCGACUCUGAGUCAAGGACCUCCACCUACUGGACCCCCUCCAGUUGGCGCUCCCCGGGCACCAUCUGUGCCCCCUCCGCCUAAGGUGGGACAAGUGCCUCCCCCGCGUAUGAUGUCGCCGCCAUCUGCUGUCCCACCGGUAUCCAACAUCCCCGGGCCCUCCCCGCCGCCUCCCAACCCGUACGCGAGUCUCCCCCAAUCACCGCCGAUGGGCGCUCCGGGAUCAACUAUGGCUCCUCCGGCGUCGAUCCCUCGCGGACCCUCGCCUUACAAUGCUCCUCCCAGCAUGCCCCCACCGACCAACCGGUACGCACCAAGCCCGGCUUCUCAGGCCGCAACCCCGCAGCUCCAAACCCGUGGCCCAGUGCCUCCCCCUCCUCAGGCCGCUGCCUCGCCAUAUGCCCCCCAGGCGGCGUCACAGCCCCCUCCUGUGAACCCAUAUGCGCCUAGCACCCCUAUCGCGACCCAGCCUCCUCCUAUGGCCCAGGCAGUCGCUCCGCCACCCCAGGUGUCUCGGCCUAGCACAGCCCAGUCGCAGCGUGCGGCCCCCCCGGCUCCCAAAUACCCCCCCGGUGACCGUUCCCAUAUCCCCGCGAGCGCACAGCCUAUCUUCGAUAUCCUGUCAACAGACAUGGCGCGCGUCAAGUCCCGAGCUCCCGCGGCUUUCAAGGUCCAGGUCGACGAUGCUGAGCGUCGUUUGAACAUCCUCUUUGAUCAUCUGAACAACGAGGACCUGCUCAAGCCCAACACCAUUGAGGACAUGAAGAACUUGGCUGGCGCAAUCCAGGCUCGUGAUUACGCGGCCGCUCAGUCUAUUCAGGUGGCUAUCAUUACCAACCGGAAUGAUGAGUGUGGCAACUGGAUGGUCGGUGUGAAGCGUCUGAUUAGCAUGAGCAAGGCUACCCCCGGCGAAUGA